AUGUCCAGUUCUACCAAGGCGUACAAAGACAGGAACUUUCUGGCGGUCAUUGGCGAUGAAGACUCUGUCACUGGUUUACUAUUAGCAGGAAUUGGCCAUGUUUCUGAUAACGAUGGCGAAAGAACGAAGAACUUCUUAGUUGUCGAUGCUAAAACUGCAACUGAAAAGAUUGAAAAAGCGUUCGAAGAAUACACCACCCGAGAAGAUAUUGCUGUUCUUCUUAUCAACCAGCAUGUAAGUUUAUCUGACGAAUAUUAG
Messenger RNA from Sugiyamaella lignohabitans, 258 nucleotides. It is a transcript of the gene VMA7, whose product is annotated as H(+)-transporting V1 sector ATPase subunit F. Gene Ontology annotation, biological process: monoatomic ion transmembrane transport. The transcript has a single exon. The record is from RefSeq and is a predicted model, not a curated record. Bases 1 to 258 code for a protein of 85 amino acids. Gene Ontology annotation, cellular component: fungal-type vacuole membrane. Lineage: Eukaryota; Fungi; Ascomycota; Dipodascomycetes; Dipodascales; Trichomonascaceae. Gene Ontology annotation, molecular function: proton-transporting ATPase activity, rotational mechanism.